AUGCUAGCCAACGAUGCCGUGAAAAGCAUAGUAAAUGUGAGCGGUAGUCCGCUGAAUGGCCACUAUGUCCUAACCAAAAUUCGAGGUAUCAUUGAGCAUGGUGUGCGCAGGUGCGAAAACUGUGAGACCGCAGGCGAGCCCUGCCUGCCGCCUCCACGAAAACGAAUUCGGCUGAAAGCUGUUCAUUCUGUGAUCGAACAAUCCCGCUCUUCCGGACAGAGUGGCCGGGAGAUAUCCUUUGUCUACGGUGGUGAUCAUGUCUGGGUCGACUUCCACACUCCCGUCCAAUUCGUUCAUGGUAACGAUCACGACGAAGAUUCGAGUGACUUACAGUCUUCUAUCGUCAUUGAUGAGGAUGAGGGAGCUUUUCCAAAUUCCAUGAAUGUGCGUCUCGACUGUGCAGAUGCGGUUGCAGAACCUAGUAUUGUUUUGGCAGCUGAAUCUGAUGCGGCAAAGAGAUCGCUAUCAUUUGGGAGAGACAGCGCUUCAGGCGCGUCCCAUUUCGCUUCAUCUCCCACAUAUUUAGUUUCUCCAUUACAGCAACACCGUACCCCAUCAAACCAGAUCCAGAUACUCUCGCCAUCUACAAGUACCGUCCUCUAUGAAUCCAAACCUCUUUGGCCGUUGAACGACUUAGCAGAGGCUGAACUCCUUCGACAUUUCAUCGACAAUAUCGGGCCUCAACUAGAUGUCACGGACCAUGUUUCUCAUUUCACCACAACUGUUCCCCAGAGAGCAGCGCAUUGCCCUUUGCUAUUUUACGCUAUCAUUGCCGCCGCUUCCAUUCAUCGCAGUCGUGUUCAGGGUGUUCCGGACCAAUUUUAUGAAGAAUACCAGGCUAGGUGCAUCCGGAUCUUGAUUCGAUUCUUGGAUGAUCCUGAGUAUUCUCCAGAUGAGAACUUCUUGGCGGCUAUUGUCGUCUUGCGUAAAGGAGAAGAGAUGUCAGGAAAUGCAGAUGAAGAUCGUAUGUGCCAUCUGCUUGGCUCCUCUCGGGUCAUUAAUUCGGUUGGAGAGGUCGCCGCAAAUGGCGGAUUGGGAGAAUCAGCAGCGUGGAUUGUCUUGAGACAAGGUGUAUACGUUUCAUUGACAAGCAAUGCCCCCUUGAAUGUGGAUCUUGGCUGCUAUAAAAGGUCUGUGGUCUUCCUCGGUCUCACAGAUCACGCUUGGGCCAACAAAAUUGUCUUCAUUUUCGCAGAGACUCUGGUAUACUCUGCCAAAAGCAGUGAACAUGCGGGAGCCGACGUCGAGGAUUGGCGUACCUUGCAGCACGCCGCGACCCAGUGGUAUCACGACAAGCCGGACACGUUUCUGCCAGUCUUUGAGGCUUCAAGUGAAGAGAGCGCUCCAAAUAGACUUGCUGGGCCGGGGUGCCGAAAUCCUUUCCCGACGAUAUCGAUGCUCCAGGCCCCUCAUGUCAUUGGGCUCAUGUACUACCACCUGACCCUCAUACUCCUCGCCCUGAGCGACCCAGUUCACACCGCCCGUCGUAGAGGUCUUGAGAGCAUACGCAUGUGGCGGGAACUGGAACAGAAGGUCAGAAUUGACCUUAAACGCUGCAUUGGUCUGGCCAUCAGCAAUCCUCAUGUUGUGGCAGCCAACUUCGAGGCAUCACACAUCCUAUACGCAUGCGGACAUUGUCUCAACUCUCCUGGGGAGAGAGAAGCGGCUGUCGACUUUCUCCGCGGCGUCAGGGUCAAGUUAGGCUGGGGCAUUGAUCAUAUCAUCGAGCACCUAGAGAGACAUUGGGCCGAGAUGUAG
Molecule: messenger RNA, 1758 nt
Organism: Cladophialophora psammophila CBS 110553
Lineage: Eukaryota; Fungi; Ascomycota; Eurotiomycetes; Chaetothyriales; Herpotrichiellaceae
Exons: 3
Coding region: 1-1758 (585 amino acids)
Biological process (GO): positive regulation of transcription by RNA polymerase II
Cellular component (GO): nucleus
Molecular function (GO): DNA-binding transcription factor activity; transcription cis-regulatory region binding
Source: RefSeq, a predicted model, not a curated record